This is a messenger RNA of Emys orbicularis (European pond turtle), 594 nucleotides long. RefSeq names its product family with sequence similarity 177 member B (gene FAM177B). The transcript has 6 exons. NCBI's taxonomy places the organism in Eukaryota, Metazoa, Chordata, Testudines, Emydidae. Bases 1 to 594 code for a protein of 197 amino acids. The record is from RefSeq and is a predicted model, not a curated record.
AUGGAAGAUACCAGAGAGAUUCUACAGGAGGAGGAUGGCUUCCAGCACAAUGAGAUGGAGGAUAAAGACAGGGGAGAAACAAAGUCUCCAAGGAGGAUCAUUUACUUUGCAAAUGGUGAAACCAUGGAAGAGUACAGUACGGAAGAAGAGGAGGAGGAGGAGCAGCAGCCACUUGACACAUCCAAACUCUCCUGGGGGCUCUAUCUGCGGCUGUGGGCAGUUCGAAUCGCAACAACUUCACUUUUUAGUAUUUUCUUUCAAGGAGAUAGACAUCCAGCUUGCGAAUUCCUCGGUGGGAAGCUUGCCAUGCUCUUUGGACUCAAUGAACCUAAAUAUCAAUAUGCAAUAGAUGAAUACUACAGAACACAGAAGAAGGAAAGUGAAGAUGAUGAAGAUGGUGAAAAGAUCUCUGAGACAAAUGAGGCAGAAUCUCUGAAUGAAAAACACCACCUUGAGGUACAGAGUGUAGAAUACGGAUCUAUUAGACUCAAGGAUGCUAUGGAGUUUUCUCAAAGAAGCACUUUUGCAAACAUUAAUGAGGCUUCAAAACAUGACCUACAAAGUCCAAACUGUAUCUCAGCUGUUAAGAAAUGA